UUGGAUGCCAUGAGUGCAGUUGUUUGAUACUUUGACAUCUUUGUAGAAUAUCAGUCGGUAACUUUAAGGAGCACAAGCUAAAAAAAUCUUAAACAAUCUAUGUGAAAAUGGGAUUUCAUCUGGCAUUCUUGGGCACCCAGUGUUGGGGACGUGCGGCGUCGAUUGCUAUGGCAACAGUAAACACCCAACUAGAGAGAAAUCCGUGAUUGGCUUUUGUUAACAGUAACCGUACUUUAACUGUCCAAGCUCUUAGUGGUAUUAUAGGACAAAGGGACGGGGUCUUGAGGACGUGUGCGAAGAUUAAACCCGCACAAAAUGAAUCUAUCUGAGGAGCGGUGGGAGAGCAGGCCUCCCAGCAGAGGUGAAUUGGAGCUGGAGGAUCAAGAGGAGGAGGAGGGUGAGGAGGAGGAGCAGGCGGAGGACACCCCUCUGCUGGCCCUUGCACCUGACGUUGCACUCCCAGAGGAGCAGCCCUAUGCCAGCACUGAUGUCUCUACUACUCCUAUUUUCCAGUGCCUAGAUGAGAACUCCAAAUUACAUUACAUGACUAAGGUUGAAGUCAAGGACAUCAGUAAGGACCAGAUGAUCCACUUACCAUUUCAACAUUUGUUGUCAGUGGGCAAAAUUAACCAGACCAAAGUAGCCAAACUGAAAUCCAGCUACAGGCUACUCCAUGAUGCUCUGAAGAGUACGCAGGAUUCUGAGAUCCAGCUUUUGGAAGAGGCAAAAAGAUGUCGCGCUGAGCUGCAGAAGCUACAGGCCGAGGUGGAGGGAAUGGAGGAGCGGAGCACCUCAGAGGAGCCUGAAAGUGAGGUCAAUGAACUGAGGCAGCAGCUCCUCCAGGCAUACAAUGAACUGAAAGCUGCUGAGGACAGAGAGUACAAGACACAACACAAACUGAAAUGUUUGUGGGAAGAGAAACAGUAUCUGGAGAAAGUGAAUGAGAUUCAGCCAAAACCUGCUGAGCAGGAGAGCAGAACAAAGGCCCUUCAGGAUAAAAAUGAGAAUGUGAGGAAAGAGGUGGCCCAGAGACAAAUGGAAAUCAGAAGCCUAAUGGAAGAUGUGGAAACCCAUCAAAAGCAGAUAUUGAAAGAACAGAAAGACCUGAAAGACAAGAAGGAAAUCAUAGAGCUCAAAGAGGAUGAGAAAGCCCGGCUCAUCAGCAUACCUGACCAGAUUUUAAAAGAGAUUCAAAGGAAACAUUCUAAGAAGGAAGCUGCUAUGAAGAAGAUACAAGCACUAAAUGCAGAGAUUUCGGAAACGGAGCAGCAAGUGAAGGAGGUAGAGCAGCGUAACCACUCCCUCAGGUCGAAAAAGAAAGAGCUGAAUCAGGAGCUGGAGGGUCUCCGGGCCCAAGUCGAGGCCAGUCAGAGGGAGUGCAGACAGCUGCUAAAAGAGCAACAGGUCAAAAGGGAGGAGGAGGCUGAACUCACAGGGAACAGAGGUAUCAUGGAAAUGAAGUUGCAGAACGUCAUGCUUGACAGAAAGCACCUGUUUAAAAGUCAAUCUGUGCAACUCAGGGAGAAAAACAGGCAGAUGCAAGCCCUCAAGAGGAUGGAGCAUGCAUUGGCCACAGCCACAGAGCAGCUAGAACACACACAGUCCAUCUACAAUGACUUACAAGUACAGUUAGCGACUCUCCCCAGAAGAGAGACCAGUAGUCAGCACAGGAUGGAGCUUCAGAAAGAGGUGGAUAAUCUCAAAGUCAACUUUGAAAAACAGCUCUCAAUAGCUGAGGAGGAGAGCCAGAAGAAGCGGCAGUAUGGGAUGAUUCAGGGGCUGCUGAGGGAAUCAAACAGCCUGAGAGAAGAGCUCCAUAACCUCAGAUGUCUAACACAGAUCAAAGCCGAAGAGAGGGGCCAGAAGCACCGUGAACUGCUUCGGGCCGAGCAGCUGAACCAGCACAUCCAGCAGGAGCUGCUAGAAAAAGACCUGAUCAUCAUGGACCACAACAAGCUGAAUGCUAUGCUACAGCGCAGAUUAUCACAGUAUAGUAAACUGUGCCACAUGAUUAUGGAAGAGAAGAACAAGUAUGUCAAGCUGAAGCAGAUCGCCUCACAGACGGUCACAGAGCUGACGGAGCAGGUGAAGGUGCAGGAAAAUGAGAUGGAGAUCCAACGUUCCAUUGUCAUCAACAAGGACAGAUCACUCACAAAAGCUCGUGUGAAGAUCUGUAACAGCUCCAAAAUGAGGGACAAACUGCACAAUGACAUCUCCAAGGUUGCCUGGAAACACCGUCAAAUGAGUCAGGAGUGUGAGGACAACAAACUGGAAUUAAUAAAGCUCACACAAAUGAUGAACCUCCAGGAGGAGGCCCUUCUGGAAAUAAACAAGAAUCAUGAAACAGCCAUACAGCGCCGCAAUUCUCUUGGCAUUCAGCUCCUGGAGCAAGAGGAGUUGUUGUUCAACUACUAUGAAAAGGUGAACAUCCAGGGGGCAGCCGUUAUUAAAGGCAACGUGGCGCUGGAGACCCUGGAGAAGGAGACGAGAGACUUGCAGUUAGCUAUCAAUGAGGAGAAGAGACAGAUAGGCCUGAAGAAGAAAGAGGUGCUCCUGAAGAAACGGUUGGAGGGAGAAAUCACCACACUGCAGAUAGAGCUGGCAGAAGCCAGCGACAAGACACUUGAAGGCCUGAAUCGAAUAGUUGGUUAUAAAGAGCUAAAAGGGAAAGAUCCCUCAUCUGAAGAACUGGUCAAGAAGAUUGAGCAGCUGGAGGUGAAUCUAGCAGAGAGAGAGAGACAGGUGCUGGAGAGAGAACUCCUGGUGGACCAGGUGACCCGGCUGUCGAAGCCACUCAGCGAGCAGGCUGAGAACUGCCAACAGGACGGACUCUCACUGGCAAAGAAGUUAAACGAGCUCCGGUCUCACAUAAUCGACACCAACCAGCGAAUGAUGGCCGUCUCUGCAGAACUUUCCAUGAAGCAAGCUGCUGCUUUGUCUCUCCAACAGGAGAUCAAAGAGAAAGAGCACCAGAUGGACAGGUGCCAGCAGCAGCUGGAGCAAGGCCUGCCACCAUGCCCUGAGAUAGAGGAGGAGUGGAGGAAGAUGCUCCGAGACAAGAAGAGGAGACAGAGGGACGAAGAGCAGAGAGAGAGGCUGGCUGAAGAAGAGGACUGGAAGCAGCUGCCUAAUGGAGUGUACACCACAGCUGAACCUCGUCCCAAUGCAUACAUCCCACACGCUGACCUGCUCCCUCUGCCCAAACCCUACGGAGCCAAGGCCCCCUUCAAACCCUCCCAACCAGGAGCCAACAUGAGACACAUCCGCAAACCAACACUCAAACCCUUAGAGAUAUAGAAAAUGACCAAACACAGAAACUUGUGGUUGUUUGUGUCCAGUGUGUACGAUUUAGUGGCAUCAAAUAAUGAGGUUGCGGAUUGCAACCUCCUCUGCAGUGGCAGCUGCAAACAUGAAAGGCCCACUCUAGAGGCAGUGUUUGGUUUGUCUGUUCUGGACUACUGUAGACACAUGGUGGUGCAACAUGACGGACUCUGUGAAUGGGUGUAUUUCUAAGCCAAAUCAUGAUGUUUACCUAAAUGUAACCCAGAAGUUUUGCCGUGUAAACCUAACCAAACCGCAACUGAAAGUGAAAAUGAUUUUGAAGAAAAAAACAAAAAAAUCAAAUCUAACUUCCCCCAUGAGCCAUGAAAGAGGAAACGCAUGUACUGUCGAGAUAAAAGGCUCAUUCUAAAGUAAUGAAAACACAAAGAUUUGUUUGAGGUGAUUAUACACUAAUGAAAACAUAAUUCUGAAUUGUAUAUUCAAUUUCUGACACAAAAUCCUACGCACUGGAACUUUUAAUCACUUGAGGAAACAAACAACAAUUUAAAAUCAAAUGAGUAUUUUAACCUGUUCAAAAAUAGUUUCCAAUGCAUGUUAGCGAUUUGGGUCACACACUUGCUGAUCUGUCUGCUCUCCACACACAUCUCUCCUCCUCCUCGUCCUCCUCCUCCUCCUCCUCUCUCCUUCUUGUGUAUUUUUGUGUCCUCACACCGGUUGUUUUUGUCAUGUGAGAGCUUACAUGUGUGCUACAUCUGGUUGUAAUUUUGUUUCCUUUUUUAAAAUUUACUGGCAGGAGCUUGUUUACUUGCUUGCACUUACACUAAAUUGUGUAGGACAGUCAAAGGGAAAACUGAGGACACGGGGGGAUUUAAAAUGUGUGUAUGUGUCUGGAUUGUUACAUCAUGUCCACCAAUAAAAAGUUUUGUAUUUGUUUCAGCAACACCUCAUUAUAGUCUUGCUGCUUUC
Molecule: messenger RNA, 4248 nt
Organism: Scatophagus argus
Lineage: Eukaryota; Metazoa; Chordata; Actinopteri; Scatophagidae
Gene: ccdc146
Product: coiled-coil domain containing 146
Exons: 24
Coding region: 316-3297 (993 amino acids)
Cellular component (GO): cytoskeleton
Source: RefSeq, a predicted model, not a curated record